Molecule: messenger RNA, 1197 nt
Organism: Besnoitia besnoiti
Lineage: Eukaryota; Apicomplexa; Conoidasida; Eucoccidiorida; Sarcocystidae
Exons: 4
Coding region: 1-1197 (398 amino acids)
Source: RefSeq, a predicted model, not a curated record
AUGUUCUCACCUUCCCGUCACCCCGGCGUGCGCGGGUCGCCGCCGUCGGACCUGGGUUACGUGGGAGGGCGGGCGCUUUCUCACUGGUCACCCUCCCUUCCGCGGCCUGUUGGAUGUCUUGAGGGUCUCCAGACGAACCUCCUCGCGGCCUCGUUUGCCUCUUCGCUUCCUGCGCUUUCUCCUUCGCGCGCAGAGUCGGCAGAAGAGGGAGAGCCGCGGAUGGCGACCGCGGCGCGGCGGGUGCUCGCUCUGACGCGAGGUACGAUGGCUGGCGCCCGCGCCGCCCUCGCCGCGGGCGUCAUGCUGGAAGCAGAACCCAACAACGACGACGCCGAGCGCGAAGCGGAGGCGGAGGCGUAUCUGGUGUCUCUGCGGCGUCUCGUCCUCGUCUCCGAGGAUCGGAAGACGCAGACCCACCUCGCCAGGUGGCGGCGCGUGGUUUUCUUCAUGCGCUAUCUGCAGGCUCUGCAGAGCCGCGUGGCCUCUCCGGCGGUGCCUGUCUUGCAGCUGCUUUUCUCGCCGCUGAAGACGCUCAAAGGAGUCUUCUACGAGCUGGGAAACCGAGUCACGCGCGCACUCCGCAGCGAAGUCGCCUGCGGCCUCCUCGUCCGCGUCGCCUUCAUCGACGGAGACGGGCAGCUCAUGUCCAACAGCAUGCACAGCGUACGUCUGCACCACGUGGGCAGCAGCGCGCUCCGGACGAGGCGAUUCGAUGGCGCCCACCGCGUGGUGCAACUCAAGGAAGAUCGCCCGCUUCUCGGAACCUUCGGAGUGACGGAUGAUAGUGCGGCGGCGGAGCUUUUGGAUGGUUCUAAGGCCUUCGCAGCGACCCCAGCCAACGCGUCUACAAGCCUGAGCGUGGGCGUCUCAGCCGGACGCUGUCCAUCAAGCACGAGUUUCCCUGAUUGCCAAGAGAGCGACGUUGCUUACUCUGAAAUUCUGGAAGACGUCAGCGGCAGUUACUCCGGAACUGGAAGAGUCCGGGAGUCCGGGGGCUGCGCAGGGGACAGCUGGUACCGAUUGCAGGUGGAAGGUGAGCCAGGCGCAGCGAGCUGCGGGGUUCUCGAGCUGGACUCGAGCCAGACUCCCAUUUCUUUUGCGUGGGCUCUGUACUUGCAGGAGCUCAGCGACAUGAAAAUGGAGUGUCAGGUCGCGCGAGAGCGAGCCAAUGUGAUCGCAAAAAGACGUCGUCCUUAA